This is a messenger RNA of Leptinotarsa decemlineata (Colorado potato beetle), 625 nucleotides long. It is a transcript of the gene Ets65A, whose product is annotated as DNA-binding protein D-ETS-3. The record is from RefSeq and is a predicted model, not a curated record. Gene Ontology annotation, molecular function: DNA-binding transcription factor activity, RNA polymerase II-specific; sequence-specific DNA binding. Gene Ontology annotation, biological process: cell differentiation; regulation of transcription by RNA polymerase II. Lineage: Eukaryota; Metazoa; Arthropoda; Insecta; Coleoptera; Chrysomelidae. Gene Ontology annotation, cellular component: nucleus.
AUUGCAGUCAGCAAAUCACUCGUGACGUUCUGUCAAAUUUGUUGGAAGUCAUUCACUGGGCGUCUCGUAACCGCGCGCAGUUUUACCUUCCGCGGAUAAAGUAUUGGUGGUUAUAAACCGGUGGUUGUGAAGCAUGCCUGUGUGAUAAGUAUAUUCUUUAUUGGGUAUUAGUGACAUUUGAUCAAUGAUGUUGGAUAUCAAACCGACGGCCGACUAUCUUAGUCGAAAUUCCACUUUUGGGCAGUUUUCUAUGCUUUUUGACACGUCGUACAAGGGAUCAUGGAGCGCUCACUCGACAUCACAGUCUCAAGGCUACGGAACGAACACUUUGUCUGGAAUGACGAAAGCGUCUUUAGAUCCUCACAGCCACCUCAGACAACCAGAUCCAUAUCAAAUGUUUGGACCUACAAGCAGUCGUUUAGCGAGUUCAGGUUCUGGACAAAUCCAAUUGUGGCAAUUUCUUUUGGAACUACUAAGCGAUUCAUCGAAUGCAGCCUGUAUCACGUGGGAAGGUACAAAUGGAGAGUUCAAACUUACCGAUCCAGAUGAAGUGGCGAGGAGGUGGGGAGAAAGGAAGUCAAAACCGAAUAUGAAUUACGAUAAACUCUCCAGGGCAUUGAGGUAA